Dendroctonus ponderosae (mountain pine beetle) is the source of this 1066-nucleotide messenger RNA. RefSeq lists its product as uncharacterized. Lineage: Eukaryota; Metazoa; Arthropoda; Insecta; Coleoptera; Curculionidae. The coding region runs from base 72 to 668 and encodes 198 amino acids. The transcript has 4 exons. The record is from RefSeq and is a predicted model, not a curated record.
UCAAAAGCAACGGAUAAAAAAGCCCGCAAUUGCGUUUUGCUCGAUAGUUUUCGCUGUUCCGAUCGACUGAAAUGGUCCUUACCGCUAAUCAGUUAACAGUACUUUGCCUGCUUUCGACGGUUCUGAUCCAGGGCGUUCAGAUGGAUCGCUUGUGGCCCUUGGAACCACUGGAAGGGAAUCAGAUAGAAGAUGAUGUCGAUUAUUCUGUUCCGACUGAUCUAGAAGACGUCGAUUGGUCGCCUCCCAAUGGGGAACUACCGGACGUUUCCAAUAUCGCCCGCAAUCCAUUUGUGCCUGAUGAUGGCUGGGAGGGUUUGGGAUUUGCUGAUGGUGCCGCCAGCCCUGAGCUGAAAUCCGAUUCGAAUUUCCUCAGAAGAAAGAAAAAUCAAGUUCUAUGCCACGUGCAAAGAGCCAUCCACCACCAUAAAGAGGCAGGACAGGAAUUUUUCCCGAAAUCCUUCACUAGCUACUCGUGCCAUCCAGUAAAUCCAUUGGAAGCAGAUGAAUCGCUAACAGCCAGCCAUGACACCUGCUACGUGUCCGGCAGCAAUUGCAUCACAAUCGAAAAGGAGCAAUUGUUCUUAAAAAGGCGACAAAACACGCACUGUUGGACGCAUUUUAUCGAAGCAGUUGGUGCCGGUUGCAAAUGCCUUUCAAGAAAAUAUUAACUUUUUAAUUAAUUUGCUUUAUAUUGCAUUUUCAUCUUCAUCAUUGUCUUCUGCUUAGGUGUCCAGGCAAACUUCCGAAAAGCUUCGCGUGUUAAUUCAGUUUUGUUCAACUUUUGAAUUGAAAUCAAUCAAAAAUGUUAAUUUCCCUGCUUCGGACCGAAAGGGUUUAAUGGAUUUUUCUGUUUCAGGACGUUUGUCUGGUUAAGUCGAAUAAAUGCGCCACGUUGCACAUGACAAGGUUUUUUCUUAAGCGCAACCAAUCAGACGCUUGCUGGUCUGACAUUGUCGCUAUGGAUGUCGAAUCGGGUUGCAACUGUUUGUACCAUUAUAAAUAUAGGGUUCAUUUUUAAGCGAAAAAAUAUACCAUUAUAGUAAAAUACAUGCAAUUUCCACUUCAA